AGUUAUAAAAGCUGGUGUACAGAAUAAAGGAAUGUGAUUUUCGCAAAAUUUUGUUAUUCUAUAGAUUGUAGAUGUUAAAUUCAGUUAAAAUUGGUUAAAAGUGAAGUUUUGAUGAAAUAAUUGUGAACAAAAUAAUAAUUAAUAAAUGGGAGUUUAUUUAUAACUUUUGAAAUUUACAACAUAAUAUAAUAUAACAGCAUCAGUUGCACACAUUGCAGUAGCAACUGUAUUCUGUUGUAACUGCUACAAAGUGCUAUUCAUUUUACACACAUAUUGUCAAUUGUAAAGCGUGCAGGUUAGGUUACAGGUCGCAGGUCACAGGUCACAGUAGUAGAAGAAGUUGUACGUAAUCGACCUCGUCCCAGUCAUCCGCGAUUCGCAGUUCGUUAUAGUUCGUGAUUUUACAAUACGUUUUUAUUCAACUUUUGUCCGUUUAUAUCGAUGAAAACUAGACUCAAAUACUUGGAGAAAUAGGACUAUUAUAAUAAUUGAUAAAAAAAAAUUUCCAACAAUUGUUAUCUAUCUGUGUAACUUUACAAUUGACAUUACAUCAGCUAACUUCGUCUAUAUAGAAAGACAAAAACCAACACCUGAAUUAUAUAGUUAAAUUUAUUUUUCUCCCUUUCAUUAGUUUUUAAAAAUAUUAAUUAAUAAUUUAUCCCUCAAUAAUAAAUUUUAUUAAUCCUACUGCUGCUAUAUUCAAAAUUUAAUAUUUAAAGAAUCUACGAAGAAUUGGAUUUACCUCACGAAAAUGGCUGAUAAGGUAUAUCAUCCAAAUAAGGAAUGUGUAAGAAAGGCUCACUGCAAAAGCAUGGAACAGUACAAAGAAAUGCACGAAAAGUCAAUCAAGCAUCCUGAACAAUUUUGGGGAGAGAUAGCAAAAGAAUUUUACUGGGAAACACCAAGUAUAGAUGGAAAAUUUUUUACUUACAAUUUUGAUUUAAAUAAAGGUGAUAUUUUUAUUAAAUGGAUGGAAGGAGCUUCGACAAAUUUAAGUUUUAAUCUAUUGGAUAAGAACGUUAAAAAUGGCCAUGGAGACAAAGUGGCUUUUUAUUGGGAAGGAAACAAUCCAGAAGACUAUACUCGUUUGACAUAUAAAAAACUCUUACAGGAAGUUUGUAAAUUUGCCAAUGUUCUCAAGUCUAAUGAAGUGUCAAAAGGCGAUCGAGUAGCUAUUUACAUGCCCAUGAUUAUGGAACUUCCUAUUGCAAUGUUAGCUUGCACCAGAAUUGGUGCUGUUCACAGUAUAGUGUUUGCAGGAUAUUCAUCUGAUUCAUUAGCAGAAAGAAUUUUAGACUCAAAGGCAAAAGUUGUAAUCACCGCAGACGGUGUAUGGAGGGGGGAAAAACUUUUAUUAUUAAAAACAAUAUGCGAUGAAGCUCUAGAGAAAGUGAAAUUAAAUGGUCAUGAAGUUGAAAAAUGUAUAGUUGUUUCACAUUUAAGAAGGAUAACCAAUUGUAAUUCUAAAGUUGAAAACAGUGGUAAAAAAAAUGGCGUUGAGAGUAAAAAUAAUGGUAGUAAACCUGAUGAAAAUUCCAUACCUUGGAAUGAAGAUAAAGAUGUUUGGUGGCACGAAGAAAUGGAGGAUGUGGAACCAAGUUGUUAUCCAGUUUGGAUGGGAGCAGAAGAUCCACUUUUUAUUUUAUAUACGAGUGGUUCAACGGGAAAGCCGAAAGGUGUACUUCAUACAACUGGUGGUUAUUUAAUUUAUGCAGCGACAACAUUCAAAUAUGUUUUUGACUAUCAUCCUGGUGAUGUUUAUUGGUGUACAGCUGAUAUUGGUUGGAUUACAGGACAUACAUAUGUUGUUUAUGGUCCUCUAGCUAAUGGAGCAACAUCAGUAUUAUUUGAAGGCACUCCUUUUUAUCCAUCUAACGACAGGUACUGGUCUAUAAUUGACAAAUACAAGGUUACGCAAUUUUACACAGCUCCAACAGCAAUUAGAUCUCUUAUGAAGUUUGGUGAUGAUCUUGUCAAGAAACACAAUCUGCAUUCUUUAAGAGUUCUUGGAUCUGUAGGAGAACCAAUUAAUUCAGAAGCAUGGCUCUGGUUCUAUAAUUUAGUUGGUCAUGGAAAAUGCAGUAUAGCAGAUACUUUUUGGCAAACCGAAACAGGUGGUCAUGUAAUAACACCACUUCCAGGAGCAACACCAAUGAAACCAGGUUCCGCGACAUUCCCCUUCUUUGGAGUAAUGCCAGAAUUACUGGAUGAAGAUGGACACGUAAUAGAAGGCGAGGGUGAAGGUUAUCUUGUUUUCAGAAAGCCUUGGCCAGGAAUGAUGAGAACACUUUAUGGAAAUCAUGAUCGUUUUCAAAGUACCUAUUUUGAUAAAUUUCACGGAUUCUACUGUACAGGAGAUGGAGCAAGACGUGACGCAGAUGGUUAUCUAUGGGUGACGGGUCGAAUAGAUGAUAUGUUAAAUGUUUCGGGACAUUUGAUGUCAACAGCAGAAGUAGAAAAUGUUUUAGCUGAACACACAUCAGUAGCUGAAGCAGCUGUUGUCAGUAAACCACAUCCAGUUAAAGGACAAUGUCUCUAUUGUUUCAUUACUCCAAAUGAUAAAAUUACGUUUGAUCAAAAACUACAAGAUGAAUUAAAAAAGAAAGUUCGUGAAAGAAUUGGUCCUUUUGCUCAACCGGAUGUAAUUCAACAUGCACCGGGUCUUCCAAAGACAAGAUCUGGAAAAAUUAUGCGUCGUGUUUUAAGAAAAAUUGCUAUUGGCGAUCGAAAUGUUGGUGAUAUUUCAACACUAGCCGAUGAGAGUAUCGUAGAUCUUUUAUUCCAAUUAAGGCCUCAAGCUUAAAAAAAUGUCUUCUUCUAGUCCUCCAAAAAAAUGUUUAUUAGUUCAUUUCAGUUAUUUUUUUGCAAUAAUAAUUAUUUAUUACUAUCAAAGACCAGAAUAAGUCCAAAAAUAACAUUGAAUUCUGGUUAUUUGUAAGUAUAAUAGGAGACCUAAUCAACGAUAAUAUAUAAAGCUUUUUUCUAAAGCUUGUUUUUAUAUAUUUAAUGGCGUUCCAGGAGUGUUUUGAAUUUUUGAAUUGCUAAUUGAAAAUUCAUUCAAACCUAGAAAGUAAAAUAUGAAAAUUUAUACAUAUAAUAUUUCCUUCAAUUGCUGAUUCUUAUCAGCUAUUUUUAUACUAUACAUACAUUUUACUAAUUUUCUAAUUUUACUUCCCAUGUUUGAAUAAAAAAUUUUUAACUGAUAUAUGGAAAAUUUAUUUGACAACUGAGGUCCUUUCGAUUUUAGGAAAUUAUUUAAAAUUAUAUAAGAAAAAUUGGCAAAAAUGACGCACACUUUUCAAUGUAAAAUUAAAGGAAUGUUUUAAAGAAUUUAAAAAUAAAAAAUGUACAGAACUAGCGUUUAUUUUUAUGCGUCAUUCUGGAACACCAUUAUAAACGCUUAAUAUAUAUUAUUUAUUAUGUAAAAAUUGGGGCUAAGUAGUAAUAAGUAGUUUACUUUGCAUUUUACACUAAGAAACAAAAAUUUUCAAAAUAUUCUCUAUUCCAUGAAAAGAGAAAUAUCAAAAUUUAAAAGAUUUAUUUUAAAAACAGAAAAUUUUGUUUCUUAGUGCAUUGUUGUACUCUAUGUGGGCACUUUAAACACUCUGUGAUGUAUUAUUAAAAAUAUAGAAAUUUUCAUUUAAAUAAUAUUUGCAACUUUUAAAUUUAAGUUGCAUUUAUAUUUAUGGGUACUAUAUACCAGCUAUGCCACAAAUAUAUUAUGUCAUCAGUCUCAAAAAUUGAGUAUAAAAGUUCAAAUGCAUUUUGCAUUUGAAUUUUAAUUGUAUAGGAAAUAAUAACUUACCAAUGACGCAACUCAACACCUUUUCAUUUUUAAAAUAUUUCUCCAGAGUUUAAGUCAAAAUUUUUCUUAUGUCUGCCUGAUUUUUGCAUAUAGAGAAGACUCCACUAAAAGGUCCUAUUUCUUCUUUUUUUGAUAAAUCAGGUGGUCAUAUCUGAAAAGUAAAAAAAAAAUGAUUGAGCCAACAUGUACAUAUUAUAAAAUAUACAAAGUGUUAAAAAAAUGAAUUUAUUAAAUCAUGAAUGAAAGAUGAUUAAUUAAAAUUUCUCUAUAAAAGAAAUACAUCCUGAUAAGCAGGUAAAAGCGAGAAAAAGAUAUUAAACAGGGGCAUGGUGUAUGCUAAAGUUAAUGAAGUUUGUUUCCUAUAUAAAAAACCACAAAAAUAUCUUUUUUGAUGUUGCACAUCUCUAGAAAAUAUAACAAAAAAGACUUAGAAUAAUAAAUUUUCGCUUCCAAACAUAUAAUUGUAAUGUGUGUUUACUAGUUAUUCACACAUAUACUGCAUAUGAAAGUUAUACAGUAAAUUAAACUGAAAUAAAAAGAGAAUUAGAAAAGCACAACGACUCGACAACUUGGUUCCACAUGUGGUGAUUGAGACACGAAUUUUGCAUCGAUAUACUCUUAUAUUUAUAGUAUAUAACAUGUGGAAUCAUAAUAUCAAAAUAUCUUCGAUAUAAAAAGAAAGUAAUUGUUAUACGCACUUAUUCGAUUUAAAUAUAAUAUGAAUCAGUAAAAAUUUUGCUAAUUCGCAGUUAUUUAUAUGUGUGACGCGUUUUAUUAAGAGAAAUAAAAAAAAUUAUAGGUUAUGUUUAUGACAAUUUUAUAAAAAAGUACGUUUUAAUUAUGUAAAAUGAAAAUUUGUUUUUAUUUUGGAUGUAAUGAAGACUCAAUGGUUUAUAUUGAGAGUUGAUCCUCUCUGUGUAUUUUUAUUCCUAUCAAAAAACAAUUGUUUGCUUUCAAGUCCCUUUCUUCAGCGCGUCACAAAUAAAUACAAUUUCUCUAAUUUUUUCGCAAACUAACCAAAAUUAUGAGAGUAUACGCGCAUAAUAUUUCUAUGGAUUGAAUAUACAGCUACAUGCUUACAUAUAUAUGCGGCUGAUUCAUAUUUUAAGUAGUUGUACUACACACUGAAGAAACAAAAAAAGGAUAUUUCUUAUAAUAUACACAAACCUAGAAUAAUUAUUAUUCUCGAAUCAAGAAUAUUUAAUUUUUUAUUUGAUAUAAGUGUGUUAUAUAAUCGUUUUCUCACAUAGCACAACAUAUAUUGAAGUAAAAGGUUAUCAUAAGUUUAUAUAUAUAAUACAUCAUUUGACAGAAACUUUUGAGGUUAGGAAUUUAUACUACAAAAUUAAUAUUUUGUAGAUAAAAAUAUAUAAUCAUAUUUUUAAUCAGCACACGAAAAGAAUGUAUAUUAAUAAUAAUCUAUACUUUCAUCUAUAGAAAUGGGAUUAUGAAAUAUAGAAAAAUGAUAACAACACACGUGCUUACCCCGGCAAUGUGUACUAACAAAGUCCUGGAAAUAAUUGUUUAACGUCAACAAGCAAUUGAAUUAUAUUAAUAUAAUUUCAACAUAUUAAUCAUAAUUAAUUGUUCAAUUUAAAUCUUGAUAUAUUUAUAAAUAUAUUCGACGAAACAAAAUAUAAUCAUUUUUGACGUGAUGUUUAGUAUUUACGUUAGCGAACACUAUGAGCGCCAUCUUCGUGUCACGUGAUCAAUUGCGCUAAAUUCAAAUUAGUAUAAAAGCUUAUGAUAACCUAAUAUUUUUUGCUGUGUGAGUUUAUUAUAUUACAAAAAUAAAUAAUACUUUUAAAUCAAGAAGAAAAUUAUUAAAUACAAAAAAUAUAAUAGAGGUUAUUAUAUUCUAGGUCUGAUUAUUUAAUAAGAAUAAUAAAUUAUCAACCUUGCAUGAAUAUUACACUGUAAUAUUACAGACGUUUCGCACCACAAUAAUUAAAUAAUACUCGUGCAAGAAUAUAUGAUAUGUAAAAUAUGUUACAUUCAGUGUAUAUUUUAUGAAAUAUAUAAUUAUAGUUAUUAUAAUAAUAUAUGUAAUUGCCAUGAAAAGUGUGAUAAGAAACAAUAUACAUAUCAUUAAUAUUAAGUAGGUGUGAUAUAUACUAUUAUUAUAUAUAAAACAUAAGAAAAUGCGAAUCUAUAUAUACAUUUUAUUUGAUGCGAAUAUAAAAUAAUGUUAAUGUAUAUUGUAUACGUUGAGAAAUAAAUAAAAUUUAUUGUUGUUUUAAAAAAUAAA
This is a messenger RNA of Leptopilina boulardi, 6053 nucleotides long. It is a transcript of the gene AcCoAS, whose product is annotated as acetyl-coenzyme A synthetase. Lineage: Eukaryota; Metazoa; Arthropoda; Insecta; Hymenoptera; Figitidae. The record is from RefSeq and is a predicted model, not a curated record. The coding region runs from base 752 to 2803 and encodes 683 amino acids. The transcript has 11 exons. Gene Ontology annotation, molecular function: acetyl-CoA synthetase activity. Gene Ontology annotation, biological process: acetyl-CoA biosynthetic process.